AUCUCUCGACCGGGCUUGAUAUGAGCCCUGAGUCUUCCGAAUCGAAGACUUGAUCGUGCUCGAUUUUAUCGUCACCACAGAGUCCGGAUCCGAUUUCUUCUUUUGUCCGCGGUUGAGAUACCCAGGUCUGUCGCAGGUUCCAUUCAAAAGUGCCGCCAAACAUCCUGGAGUGGUUUCGUUAUCAAGGAGCUCGUCUUGGCCGACGAUGGCGCGGGUCGUCGUCUCCAACUGUCAAUCUGAAUCUUCUGAUCGAAUUAUUGUGCGAAGAUCGGAAGUUGCGUUCAAAGAUCUACCGGGUAGCUGGCUCCAUGUCUGAUCGCUGUGAAACCGACGCCGCAUCAGUGAACCACAUAAGAUGAAUCGCAAAAGUAACGCAGCGAAUUUGCGGAAGUCUAUAAAACCCCGCGAAAGUCAUGUUCCGGGCUCGUCCGGUGUUCCCUCAUCAACGCGGAGAGGAUUCGGCAAUAGGACUAUUCUUGAAACGACACGGAAUUCUGUGGGGAACAGCCGCAUGUCACAGUAUGGUCAAGCAAAACAGAAGGAUCCCCGGGUCUUCAACGAAGAGUUCAUCCAGACCACAUUUAAACGCCUCCGUGAAUUCUUCACUCAGAGACACUUUCCGACCGACAUAUUGACGUCGAGCAAGUUGACAUCGCGUCAAUUCGAGACGAUUUUCUCGACUCUGAUGCGAUGCAUUUUCUCCAACUACACCGCGCCGUCGGGCAACAACUGGAUGGAGCUUGAGGUGCCGAUUGUUAUGGAGUGUCUCGGGUACCCACAGAAAGUUAUGAAGUCCACUAUACAAACCAUCAGCUCCAAAGGUGGUCCGAUAAUGGGUAUACUUGACUUCUUGCUGGACAUCGCUAUCGGGAUGGACUGCGAUCAUCAAGAAGCCAUCCGUCUUCUCUCACGAGACGAAACUCCAAAUCAAUUCGACCUGCAGAUAGAGAUGCUAGCUCAGUCAACUUUCGCUAAGGGAGUUACGGUGGAUAGUCCGCACGUUCAGACACAAAUCCGAGAACUCUGCGCGCGGAACAAAGGAAUCCUCGAUGAGGACGGAAUCAGAGAGGAGCACCAGCGAGUCCUGGCCCAGAAAGAAGAAAGUGAAGCGUUGCUCCAGGCGCUGGAAAUACAACAGACCGAAUUGGAAAGCGUACAGGAAGAAUGUGAAAAUCAUUGCAAGUUUAUUAUGGAGAUGCAACAGAGAAAGCAGUUGAAAGAAGAUGACUUGCGUCAAAUCCGUGAAUCGAUCGUUGCCGUGAAAGAGAAACUUUCCCGCCUUAGGCAAGAGAUAAGUGAAACGAGGAAGAUCGUCGACGCUCAGUCGAUUUCGCGGGAAGACAUUCGGAAGAUCCGGGCCGAGUCCAAAGACCUCGAAGAACACAACAAUGUCAUCCAGCAGAAAAUAAACGAAGUCAACUCCCGAAUCGAACUCGUGCAAGGAUCUAAUCGAAUUCUCCAGGGUGUCAUCGAGUCCCUUUGCGCAGACAUCGCGGCCGCGAUAGCAGAGCUCCCGACGGCGGCGGAGCUUCCAAAAACAAAAGAGCAGGUGACCGAAACCAUCAGCGAGCCUCAACGGAGCGAAGAGCUCUUGGCGACCCUUGAGAUCGAAGAGGACAGAUGGAUGAAAAAGAUCGCCGAGUUCCAGAAUCGGAUGGAGCUACAGUUGUUUGAGCUCACCGAGAAGAAAAAUGAACUCAGGACUGCGGUGGACUUUGCGAUGCAGGACAAGGCAGCGGUCGAUGAACAGAUCGAGUUCUACAAAGCUCGUUUGGCGAAAAAGGACGCGGAAAUACUCAGCAAGCGCCAAGCGCUCAAGAACACGGACAAUCUCAUCAAAUUCGCAGAAAAAGAGGUUGAGGAUCUGAAACUCCGAGUCAAAGCUCUCCAAGACGAAAUGGACACGGCAAUCAUGAGGAGAGACGAGCAGAGAGCGCUGGCUAUCAAAGCUGACGCCGUAUUGAAAUUCCAUGGAGAACGACUCGAAAAAAUUAUUCAAAUCGACCGGAAGCGCCUGGAAGAUCUGGUCGAGUUUUAUGAGAAGCAAGAUGAGAAUCUUCCGACGGACCAGGUUGCGGCUUCGAUUCUCGACGCGUUCAAUGCGUUGAAGGAAAACGCCUGA
Galendromus occidentalis (western predatory mite) is the source of this 2122-nucleotide messenger RNA. Its product is annotated as eukaryotic translation initiation factor 3 subunit A. Gene Ontology annotation, biological process: attachment of mitotic spindle microtubules to kinetochore. The record is from RefSeq and is a predicted model, not a curated record. Gene Ontology annotation, cellular component: Ndc80 complex. Lineage: Eukaryota; Metazoa; Arthropoda; Arachnida; Mesostigmata; Phytoseiidae. The transcript is spliced from 9 exons. The coding region runs from base 356 to 2122 and encodes 588 amino acids.